Messenger RNA from Talpa occidentalis (Iberian mole), 954 nucleotides. RefSeq names its product olfactory receptor 51G2-like. NCBI's taxonomy places the organism in Eukaryota, Metazoa, Chordata, Mammalia, Eulipotyphla, Talpidae. Gene Ontology annotation, cellular component: membrane. The record is from RefSeq and is a predicted model, not a curated record. Gene Ontology annotation, molecular function: olfactory receptor activity; G protein-coupled receptor activity. The coding region runs from base 1 to 954 and encodes 317 amino acids. Gene Ontology annotation, biological process: G protein-coupled receptor signaling pathway. The transcript has a single exon.
AUGUACUCCUGCAACACCAGCACGUCUGGUCACUCUACCUUCCUCCUCACCGGCUUUCCAGGACUGGAAGCUUCGCAUCAUUGGGUUUCCAUCCCCAUUAACCUUAUCUGUGUGAUUUCCAUCCUGGGAAACAGUAUCAUCCUCUUCCUGAUCCGCACAGAUUCAGCCUUACAUGAACCCAUGUACAUCUUUCUGUCCAUGUUGGCGGCCUCUGAUCUAGGCCUUUGUGCCUCUACCUUCCCCACCAUGGUACGACUCUUCUGGCUGGGUGCUCGUGAGCUGCCCUUUGAUUUCUGUGCAGCCCAGAUGUUCUUCAUCCAUGCCUUCACCUACGUGGAAUCUGGAGUGCUGCUAGCUAUGGCUUUUGAUCGUUAUAUUGCUAUCCGGGAGCCUCUACACUAUGCCACGAUUCUUACCCAAUCAGCCAUGGCCAAAGCAGGGGUUGCCAUCCUGGUGAGGGCUGUCCUGCUCAACCUCCCAGGACCCAUCCUCUUGCGGCGUCUGUUCUUUCCCCAGAUCAGCGUGCUUUCUCAUUGCUAUUGCCUGCACUGUGACCUUGUGGGACUGGCCUGCUCAGACACCAAGGUCAACAGUCUGUUUGGCUUGAUCUCUAUCCUUCUUUCUUUGGGAUUGGACUCUUCUCUCAUCAUGCUCUCGUAUGCUCUGAUCCUGCGCACUGUGCUGAGCAUUGCAUCACCUGGUGAACGGCUCAAGGCACUCAACACUUGUGUCUCACACCUCUGCAUUGUUCUCAUCUUUUAUAUGCCCAAACUGGGGCUAUCUGUGUUGCACCGAGUAGAGAAACACAGCUACCCUGCACUGGCCGUGCUCAUGGCCAACCUGCACUUCUUGGUCCCACCCUUCAUGAAUCCCAUUGUCUACUGCAUCAAGUCUAAGCAGAUUCGUCAGGGGCUCCUAAAGCGCUUCCUGCAGAAAAGGGUUGAUGUCUCCUAG